AUGGGCGUGAAUGGCCUUUGGGAGCUUCUGAAGCCCACUCGAGAGGAAACAUCCCUCAAGCUGCUCGCCUUGCGUGACAGAUUCGAAGGCCGUCCCGGCGAGCGGCUGUAUCGGCUUGGUAUUGACACAAGCAUCUGGUUCCAUCAACUUCAGGAACAGUUCGUGGCCAGGCACGCCAACUCAAGUGAAAACCUGGAGUUGCGCAGCCUGCUCCACCGCCUCGCAAGACUGCUCAAGCUACCCGUGCGCCCCCUUUUCGUCUUCGAUGGACCGGGCCGACCUGCACACAAAUGCUCCCGCAAGGUCGUCGGGAUGCACUGGAUGGUCGGAAACACACAGAAGCUCCUCGAUGCAUUUGGGUACGAGUGGCGCAUGGCCCCUGGUGAAGCUGAGGCUGAGCUGGCUAAGCUGAACCAGCUCGGCAUUGUCGACGCCAUUCUGACGGACGAUAGCGAUGCACUCAUUUUUGGCGCCCGCACCGUGAUCAGAAAUUACAAAGUGGACGCGGAGGAUGAGGUGCAUGCCUUUUAG
Messenger RNA from Sparassis crispa, 531 nucleotides. RefSeq lists its product as hypothetical. The record is from RefSeq and is a predicted model, not a curated record. The transcript has 5 exons. Bases 1 to 531 code for a protein of 176 amino acids. Gene Ontology annotation, molecular function: 5'-flap endonuclease activity. Lineage: Eukaryota; Fungi; Basidiomycota; Agaricomycetes; Polyporales; Sparassidaceae.